This is a messenger RNA of Melampsora larici-populina 98AG31, 318 nucleotides long. RefSeq lists its product as uncharacterized. The record is from RefSeq and is a predicted model, not a curated record. Gene Ontology annotation, molecular function: histone H3K36 demethylase activity; histone H3K9 demethylase activity. Bases 1 to 318 code for a protein of 105 amino acids. Gene Ontology annotation, biological process: chromatin remodeling. NCBI's taxonomy places the organism in Eukaryota, Fungi, Basidiomycota, Pucciniomycetes, Pucciniales, Melampsoraceae. The transcript has a single exon. Gene Ontology annotation, cellular component: nucleus.
AUGCUUACACACACACGAUGUGCUUCCAUCGAACCUAGCAUGGAUCAAUUUGAGGACUUUUAUUCGUACAUCAAUAAAAUCGAUCGUUGGGGCAUGCGCUCUGGCAUUGUCAAAAUCAUUCCACCAAAGGAGUGGUCAUCUCAGCUACCCAACCUAGGUCAAGAGAGCCUUAGGACAGAUGGACAAGGUCAAAUGUUAAAGCAAGCUCGGAUCAAAUCUCCAAUCAGUCAAGUCAUACAAGGCAAUCGCGGUUUAUUCCGAGUGAUGAAUGUGACCAAACGUAAAAAUUACAAUGCUUUAGGUAUGUUUCCUUCAUGA